UGUCAUGUUGAUUUACCCGAGUUGUAUAUUUUUGAAAUUUUAUGAAAUUGAUAAUAGGCAUCGUCGUUAGAACUUAGAGGAAAUACCAAAUAAAAUAUUAACUGAUGAUCAUAGGAUGCAAGGCUGAGGCCGCCUGAACUUCUGAAGGCAUAACAAUUUACAAGGGUCAAGGAGGAAUGUGUUGUUUUAUCAAUACAUCUUUUUAAGUUUUUAUGCAUAACUUAAAACGUAGAAAGUUGGAAAGAUUUCUGUACGGCUAACCGCACUACACUAAGUAAUUCGCACUUGAUGGUAUGAUAACCUUUAGGGUUAUAUGGUUUGUUCUAUGCUUAUAAUUGUGCAGUGCCGAAUUAAUAAAUAAAUAGCAAGACGUUUUAAAUUUCAUAAAACUUAUAGAUUAUAUAUUUUUUAUUACCGAGUCAAUCUUAUAAUGAAGAAGUUAAUGUUAAUAAUAUUCCUUUGUAUUUCUGUUAUACAUACAAAGAAAUAUACUGGUGAAGAAAAACCAGACUGGGCAAAGAAAGACAUCAGAGAUUUUAGUGAUGCUGAUAUGCAAAGGCUCUAUGAUCAAUGGGAAGAAGAUGAAGAAGAAUUACCAGAAGAUGAGCUUCCUGAGCAUUUACGCAAGCGUCCAAGCCUAGAUUUAACUAAACUUGACAUGUCCAACCCAGAAGCUGUCUUACAACAAACUAAGAAGGGUCAGACAUUAAUGAUGUUUGUGACUGUAGCCAAUAAGCCAUCGCGAGCAAGAACUGAAGAAUUAACUAAAAUUUGGCAAACAGGUCUUUGGAGUAAUCACAUUCAAACUGAAAGGUAUUUAGUGGAUGAUGAUAGAGCUAUAUUUAUGUUCAAAGAUGGAUCUCAAGCCUGGACAGCAAAAGAAUAUCUUUUAGAGCAAAAUGAGUUAAAAGAUGUUCAGUUGGAAAGUCAUGUUUACAAUGGCAAAAAUCCUGAUGUAAAAAAUACAGCAAUUCGAGAUGAACUAUAGAUUAACAUAAAUAACUUUAAGUUAAAAUAUUUUUUUAUUAUCAUAUGCAGUUAUCGAAUAAUAAUUUAUAAAGAAAUGGUAAAUAAAAAACAAAUAUUAUUUUAAAUGAGUGCUGAACAUUUGAAUUGUAACACCUCUGGACUCUGGUGCAGUCGGUAAUUUUAAUCACACAAUAAUAUAUUCUAGGCAUAUGAUACUAUAUUUACAUUACAAACAUUCAAAUCUUCAUUAUUAAAAAAACUUGUAAUCAUGAUGUAUCUAGCCGUAAAUAAUUUAUCAUACACAACCAUUCGCAUUUUU
This is a messenger RNA of Leptidea sinapis, 1288 nucleotides long. It is a transcript of the gene boca, whose product is annotated as LDLR chaperone boca. Lineage: Eukaryota; Metazoa; Arthropoda; Insecta; Lepidoptera; Pieridae. Gene Ontology annotation, biological process: protein folding. The transcript has 3 exons. Bases 431 to 988 code for a protein of 185 amino acids. The record is from RefSeq and is a predicted model, not a curated record.